AUGGAUUUGCUUGGUUCCUAUGAUAGCGAGGGUGAUUUGAGUGAUUCCAACUCUAAUGGCAAAAAUCAUACGAAUGACGCAACACAUUGUGAUAAGGAACUACAAAACACUGACUUAUCUCAUGCUGCAAGAAGCCUCUUAUUCAAUGCUUCAAAUGGGAAGAAUCUGGGACCCUUCAAAAAACACAAGGUUGAUGAUAUAACACUUUUGAAGACAGAUUUUGAUGAUUCUUCAACGAAGUUGAGCUCAAGAGUCCAUGCUGAAUAUUAUAAAUCAAAAAUAUCUGCGUCCAGAAAUCCCAAAGAUCAUGAGACCGCUGGUCAUGUUACAAAUACUGCUUUAAAAGGCGAAACUGUUUUAUACAGUGCCCCUAAAACCGGAGAGCUCUCGAUUUUAGGAGUUGAAAUCGGCUCUAGAACUUCUGAAUCUAUAAUAUUAUCGCAAUUUGAUAAUUUCACUCCAGAACUCGAACAAGACAAGCCUUCUCUCGAAGGGAAACAAGAUAAAACUUCUAAAGCACUAGUCAGAGAACAUGCUAGAAAUCAUGAAGAUGUUCUAGAAGUUAAUUACUCUGUGGAUCAUCCGUCGUAUAAAAGUGCAUCAUCAAUAGUACAGAACGCACUCGCAAUUACCGAGGGAAGAAGUAUUUUGCCACUCGCGUUUGAAAGUGUUGGGGGUGUAUAUAGUACACCAAGUGGAAUAUCCGAAAAAAUUUAUUAUAAUGAUGUUAGUUUUCAAAAUGAAAUUUUAAAGAAUGACUUGUUGAUUGCUCAGUCUCAUGAAGAUAGAAAUGUAGAUUUGAAGAGAAGGCGACGUUUAACACAAUCAGAGAUCCAUUCUGAGGACAUCUUUGGUCCUUGGAUUCCAUUUGAAGAGGGUGAACUUCCAGUUCCAAGUCCAGCUGUAUCAGAACCUACCGAAAAGGAAAAGGAUUCUGCAAAAACAAAAACCAGAGAUACUGGAGUUGCCUUACCCCGUGUAAACCCUAGCGACGCUUUAGAUAGGAACGAGGUUAUUGUUGAUGACGGAAAACAGCAUACAAAAUUCAACGGUAUUGUGGUAUCCACAUUUCAUAAAAAAAUUGACCCUGAUCGUACAUAUAGUUCAUGGGUUAUUCCACCUAAAAACGCAAAGGUUGCAGAUGUGAACACCUACAAGGCUGGACUGCCAAAACAAGAAAUACAUACAUAUGUCGGUCAUAGUAUGGCUGUGCAAAAAAUUCUCUAUUUUCCAAAAACAGGUCACUAUUUACUGUCAGCCUCUAUGGAUGGAUUUGUCAAAAUAUGGGACUCUAAUAACAAUCGCAGAUGUGUUCGUACGUACAAAGGACAUUGUAAGGGUGUAAGGGAUAUAAAUUUUGCUAGUGAUGAUGGUAACAGAUUUUUCAGCUGUGGAUUUGAUUCUACAGUUAUCCAAUGGGAUACGGAAUAUGGAAAAAUUACAGGAGUAUAUCCAAUUGAUAAAACUCCCUAUUGUGUUACUGUUCAUCCAACAGAUGAGAAUGUUUUUAUAGUUGGUGGUGAAAACAAGAAGGCUUGUCAAUUUGAUGCACGUUCUGGUAACAUUGUGUUAGAAUAUAGUGAACAUUUAGGAUGUGUAAAUACCGUCACAUUUAUUGAUAACAAUCGCAAAAUUUUAACAACGGCUGACGACAAGAAAAUGUUGGUUUGGGAAUAUAAUGUCCCUGUGGUUGUCAAGCAUAUUGGCAAUCCUUCAAUGCAUAGCGUUCCAGCUGUUGUUACACAUCCAAGUGAUAAAUUCGUACUAGGUCAAAGUAUGGACAAUCAAAUUGUUGUUUACGAGUCUUCUGGAUCUAGAUUUAAAUUUUAUGGAAGAAAAAAAUUUAGAGGUCACCAAAAUAGUGGAUAUGCAAUCAAACCUUCAUGCUCGCCUGAUGGAAAGUUUAUUGCAAGUGGCGACUCACGCGGAAAGAUAUUCAUAUGGGAUUGGAAAACCUGUAGAAGUCUUCAAACUUUAACGGGACACAAAGCCGUUACGAUGGAUUGCAAGUGGCAUCCCACCCAAACGUCCAGACUAGCAACUUGCUCUUGGGACGGUACAAUCAAACUGUGGGAUUAG
Theileria equi strain WA is the source of this 2079-nucleotide messenger RNA. Its product is annotated as pre-mRNA splicing factor, putative. The transcript has a single exon. Gene Ontology annotation, biological process: mRNA splicing, via spliceosome. Gene Ontology annotation, cellular component: catalytic step 2 spliceosome. NCBI's taxonomy places the organism in Eukaryota, Apicomplexa, Aconoidasida, Piroplasmida, Theileriidae. The record is from RefSeq and is a predicted model, not a curated record. Bases 1 to 2079 code for a protein of 692 amino acids. Gene Ontology annotation, molecular function: protein binding; mRNA binding.